CAGAUGUACAGAUCAGCUCUCAAAAUGUCUUCUGUGUCUUCAGAGCGUCUUCUAAGACAAUUGCAUUAGCCUCCUGCUAGUUGACUAAUAGAAUUAAUAAUUGUAAAAAGCACUCUAAAGCCACAUGCCUUAUGAAGUCAAUGCUGGGUAUGAUUUUACAAAUAUGGUCCGGAAAAAGAACCCCCCUCUGAGAAACGUUGCUAGCGAAGGCGAGGGCCAGACCCUGGAGCCUAUAGGUACAGAAAGCAAGGUAUCUGGAAAGAACAAAGAAUUUUCUGCAGAUCAGAUGUCAGAAAAUACGGAUCAGAGUGAUGCAGCAGAACUGAAUAAUAAGGAGGAACAUAGCUUGCAUGGCCAAGAUCCAUCCUCUAGCAUCAAGAAGGGCUUAAAAAGCUCAGUCCUGAGCGAGAAGGCUGGCUUCAAUUAUGAAAGCCCCAGUAAAGGAGGAAACCUUCCCUCGCAUCCACAUGAUGAGGUGACAGAUAGAAAUAUGUUGGCUUUCUCAUCUCCAGCUGCUGGGGGAGUCUGUGAGCCCUUGAAGUCUCCUCAAAGAGCAGAGGCAGAUGACCCGCAAGAUAUGGCCUGCACCCCAUCAGGGGACUCAUUGGAGACAAAGGAAGAUCAUAAGAUGUCACCAAAGGCUACCGAGGAAACAGGGCAAGCGCAGAGUGGUCAAGCCAAUUGUCAAGGCUCAAGCCCAGUUUCAGUGGCCUCAAAAAACCCACAAGUGCCUUCAGAUGGGGGUGUAAGACUGAAUAAAUCCAAAACUGACUUACUGGUAAAUGACAACCCAGACCCGGCACCUCUGUCUCCAGAGCUUCAGGACUUUAAAUGCAAUAUCUGUGGAUAUGGUUACUACGGCAAUGACCCCACAGAUCUGAUUAAGCACUUCCGAAAGUAUCACUUAGGACUGCAUAACCGCACCAGGCAGGAUGCUGAGCUGGACAGCAAAAUCUUGGCCCUUCACAACAUGGUGCAGUUCAGCCAUUCCAAAGACUUCCAGAAGGUCAACCGUUCCGUGCUCUCUGGUGUGCUUCAGGACAUCAAUUCUUCAAGGCCUGUUUUACUAAAUGGGACCUACGAUGUGCAGGUCACUUCGGGUGGAACAUUCAUUGGCAUCGGACGGAAAACUCCAGAUUGCCAGGGAAACACCAAGUACUUCCGCUGCAAAUUCUGCAAUUUCACUUACAUGGGCAACUCCUCAACUGAACUAGAACAACAUUUUCUUCAGACGCACCCGAACAAAAUCAAAGCCUCUCUCCCCUCCUCUGAGGGUGCGAAACCUUCAGAGAAAAACUCUAACAAAUCCAUCCCUGCACUUCGGUCCAGUGAUUCUGGAGACUUGGGAAAGUGGCAGGACAAGAUCACGGUCAAGACGGGAGAUGACACUCCUGUUGGCUACUCAGUGCCCAUCAAGCCCCUCGAUUCCUCGAGACAAAAUGGUACAGAGGCCACCAGUUACUACUGGUGUAAAUUUUGUAGUUUCAGCUGUGAGUCAUCUAGCUCGCUUAAACUGCUAGAACAUUAUGGCAAACAGCACGGAGGGGCGCAGUCAGGCGGCCUUAAUCCGGAGUUGAAUGAUAAGCUUUCCAGGGGCUCUGUCAUUAAUCAGAACGAUCUAGCCAAAAGUGCAGAAGGGGAGCCAAUGACCAAGGCAGACAAGGGCUCUAGUGGGGCUAAAAAGAAGGACUUCUCCAGCAAGGGAGCAGAGGAUAAUAUGGUAACGAGCUAUAAUUGUCAGUUCUGUGACUUUAGAUAUUCCAAAAGCCACGGCCCUGACGUCAUUGUAGUGGGGCCGCUCCUCCGUCACUAUCAGCAGCUCCAUAACAUCCAUAAAUGUACCAUUAAGCACUGCCCCUUCUGUCCCAGAGGCCUUUGCAGCCCAGAGAAGCACCUUGGAGAAAUUACUUACCCCUUUGCUUGUAGAAAAAGUAAUUGUUCCCACUGUGCACUCUUGCUUUUGCACUUGUCUCCGGGGGCAGCCGGAAGCUCGCGAGUCAAACACCAAUGCCACCAGUGUGUGUUCUCCACCCCUGACGUAGAUGUCCUCCUCUUCCACUACGAGAGUGUGCAUGAGUCCCAAGCUUCGGAGGUCAAACAGGAAGCCAACCACCUGCAAGGAUCGGAUGGGCAGCCGGCUGUCAAGGAGGGCAAGGAACACUCAUGCACCAAAUGUGAUUUCAUUACCCAGGUGGAAGAAGAGAUUUCCCGACACUACAGGAGAGCACACAGCUGCUACAAAUGCCGUCAGUGCAGUUUCACAGCUGCUGAUACUCAGUCACUACUGGAGCACUUCAACACUGUCCACUGCCAGGAACAGGACGUCACUACAGCCAACGGUGAGGAGGACGGCCAUGCUGUGUCCACCAUCAAGGAGGAGCCCAAAAUUGACCUCAAGGUCUACAGUCUGCUCAAUCCAGACUCUAAAAUGGGAGAGCCAGUUUCCGAGAGUGUGGUGAAGAGGGAGAAGGUAGAAGAUAAGGAUGGGCUAAAGGAGAAAGUUUGGACCGAGAGUUCAAGUGAUGACCUUCGAAACAUGACUUGGAGAGGGGCAGACAUCCUGCGAGGCAGCCCAUCCUAUACUCAGGCGAGCCUGGGGCUUCUGACGCCCGUGUCCGGCACCCAAGAGCAAACCAAGACUCUAAGGGAUAGCCCCAAUGUCGAAGCUGCCCAUCUGGCGCGACCUAUUUAUGGCUUGGCUGUGGAGACCAAGGGAUUCCUGCAGGGGGUGCCGGCUGGCGGAGAGAAGUCGGGGACCCUCACCCAGCAGUAUCCUGCGUCGGGAGAAAACAAGUCCAAGGAUGAAUCCCAGUCCCUGUUACGGGUAGGAAGACUUUUUGUGAAGUCUGGCAUAGUUCUGCUGGCCCAGGUUUGUAAAGUAGGGGAAGCAGAUGUAUCUUUUAGUGAAUUGGGCUACUGCAUGAGUCAGGAGAUAACAGGGCCCCAAAAGGAACCCAUUGUUGAAUGUUCUUUCUUAGAUGUUGGAAAUGAAGAGUAUAUAGAAGGUGGCCCAAGUUUCAGGAGCAACAGAUGGAGAAUGAUUCAAAAGUGUGGCGGCCGUGAGCUACACAGCCUUGAUGUGAAUGUAGUAUUUUUCUGGCGAAGUCCGAUCUGA
Messenger RNA from Leptonychotes weddellii (Weddell seal), 3115 nucleotides. NCBI's taxonomy places the organism in Eukaryota, Metazoa, Chordata, Mammalia, Carnivora, Phocidae. The record is from RefSeq and is a predicted model, not a curated record.